Drosophila teissieri is the source of this 2798-nucleotide messenger RNA. RefSeq names its product polyphosphoinositide phosphatase (gene FIG4). Lineage: Eukaryota; Metazoa; Arthropoda; Insecta; Diptera; Drosophilidae. Gene Ontology annotation, biological process: phosphatidylinositol dephosphorylation. Bases 138 to 2714 code for a protein of 858 amino acids. Gene Ontology annotation, molecular function: phosphatidylinositol-3,5-bisphosphate 5-phosphatase activity. The transcript has 3 exons. Gene Ontology annotation, cellular component: intracellular membrane-bounded organelle. The record is from RefSeq and is a predicted model, not a curated record.
CAAAAACAAAUGUGUUCUCUCACGCUGCCAUCACUGGUCAUUUGGGGCAUCUCCAACAACAGCUGAUCAGCUGUUUACUGUUUAUACGGGAGCGGCCUAAGAAAUUUCAACAAAAAGUGACGGAAAAGCAAAGGAAAAUGAACAAUGAUAACCCGAAUAUAGUUUUCAAUCCCCUGAUAAGCUCCAUUCAGAAAGUAGUGCUCUAUGAGACGCGUGCGCGUCUGUAUUUGGUGGGCAGCAACAAUCGUGAGACUCGGUUCCGCCUCCUGACCAUAGACCGACUCGCCCACAACCGACUGAGUAUCGAGGAGAAUGCCAACGAGUUCAACAACUUGGAAAUCCGACGUUUUGUCGCCUCCCUCACGGGCUCGCCCAGGGUGACGUCCGCUUACGGGGUCCUCGGAUUUGUGCGCUUCCUCGAGGGCUACUACCUCUUGCUGGUGACAAAGCGCAAAUGCUGCGCCCACAUAGGCCGCCAUCUGGUCUACACCAUCAAGGACACGGUGAUGGUGCGUGUGAACGAGGUGACCUCGCAGCGACCCCCGCAUCCGCACGAGGAUCGCUACAAGCGGAUGUUUCAGAAUAUCGAUCUCCGUAGCAACUUCUACUUUUCAUACUCCUACGAUCUGACGCGCACGCUGCAGUACAACGAGUCCGCGCCUCGCUACGUUGGUGCCAAGGUAGACCUCGACCAAGACGAACCCCUUCCCGAUUGGAACACGCUGACCAGCAACGUGGACCAGGCCCAUGAGCGCGUGGAUUACGCAUUCCGCACCGAUUCCCGCAAGCGCUUUGUCUGGAAUGCCUAUCUUCUGCAGCCCAUGGAAGGCAUCAUGCUAAAGGACUGGCUUUUAGAGGUUACUCACGGUUUCGUCAGCCAAUCCUGCAUCAGCAUUUUUGGGCGGCACGUCAACGUUUGCCUGGUAGCACGCAGGAGUUCACGCUUCGCCGGUACUCGUUUCCUUAAACGUGGAGCCAACUUUCAAGGGGACGUGGCCAACGAGGUGGAGACCGAACAAAUCGUCAGCGAUGGCCAGAGAAUCUGCGCCUUCACUCAAAUGCGAGGCUCCAUACCGUCGCACUGGUCUCAGGAUAUCAGCAAAAUGGUGCCCAAGCCGCAGAUUCAAUUAGACAUUUGCGAUCCAUAUGCGCAGACUCCAUCGCUGCACUUCGAACGGCUGCUCUUCCAUUAUGGUGCGCCGCUUAUUAUGCUUAAUCUGGUGAAGAAGCGGGAGCGGCGCAAGCAUGAGUCGAUCAUUUCCAAGGAGUUGGAGUACAGUAUCCGCUAUCUCAACCAAUUUCUGCCGCCACCGCAUCGUAUGAAGCACAUCCACUUCGAUAUGGCGCGACAAAGUCGCUUGAGCGGAGGCAACGUCAUGGAGCAACUAGCCAUUCACGCAGAAAGUAUUGUUCAAAUGACGGGAAUGUUUUUCAAGGCGUCGGGCAGUGAGCCUGGCUUGCAGACUGGAAUCGUACGCACAAACUGCGUGGACUGCCUGGAUCGCACCAAUUCGGCCCAGUUUGCCAUUGGAAAGUGCGCUUUGGGUUAUCAACUGGAGCGUCUGGGUUUUGUAAAAUCCGCUAAGCUGGAGUUCGACUCGGAUUGCGUGACGAUGCUGGAAAAUCUGUACGAGGAGCACGGCGACACAUUGGCCUUGCAAUACGGAGGGUCUCAGCUGGUGCACCGUAUUAAGACAUACCGGAAGACGGCUCCCUGGGGAUCUCAGGGUAGCGAUGUGAUGCAGACCCUCAGUCGGUACUACAGCAACACGUUCAGCGACACCGAGAAGCAGCACAGCAUCAACUUAUUCUUGGGCAUAUACAAACCCAGUUUGGCAAAGCAGGGUCCCCCCAUUUGGGAGCUACAGACGGACUACGAUAUGCACAACGCAUUCGUGCCAAGAGCGGAUAGCAAGGCCAUCACCGAUUGGGUGCGCCGCAAGGUUCGCGAGUGCCUACCCUAUUCAUGUGCGGAUUCCAAUAAAUUGGUCAAGGAGCUGUUUCGCGUGCACACCAGCGGUCUGGAAAUGAUCGAUGCCUACUCCAACUACCAUCAGUCCUUCAAGUGGACUGACUUCAGCGAGCACAUCGCCUUUGAGAUCAGCCAGCUGGCACUGCGAUAUAUGCCCACAUUCCGCACUAAUUUCAGUCCGUUCCAGAGGCAAAUCCAGACAUCGCGAAAAGCGCGUCAGAAUCCAUCAAUGACAGGGCAAAGUUCCACGGGUUCUAUGAAUAGCAAUUCCUCCAGUUCCAGCGAGGGCGACGAUAGCUCUAGUGACGAGGAUUUAAGUGCAAGUUUUGCGGAGAAGGAGGCAAACCAGACGGAAUCGACCGAACCAGCCGCUGCCACGCUGGCCACAGGUCUGCCCUCGAUGGAGGAAAUCUAUGGGUGCACCAUUAAUCCGCCAUCCAAGCAGAGCAUGUCUGUUUAUAAGAAGUACGUCCAGAUGGGCAAGUUGUCCAGUGGAGGUGCGAGGCCAGCUCAGACAGCCGUUGCUCAGCGCGAUCAGGAGCUGGCCAAGAUCAUGCGUGGCAUUACCCUGCGUCCACUCAGUGACUACGGAACCGACUCCUAUCUCAGCGUGCGUCCGCCGGUCGUUCCUAGCAAGAGUCUCACUGUCUAUGCUGAGUACUGCCGCACUCGCACUACCUUCAACGCCGUGCCCAAGCUGGAGGAAUUCGAUGUACUCUAUCAAUAUGUGCAAAAGCUGUAGUCAUUGAUAUGUAAUGCCAUCUGAUAUUUUAGUUUGUUGUCUCAAAAUGUAUUAUAUAUUAUAUUCAAUAUUAUAAUAAGUUAA